Thlaspi arvense is the source of this 5298-nucleotide messenger RNA. The record is from the annotation of a GenBank genome assembly. NCBI's taxonomy places the organism in Eukaryota, Viridiplantae, Streptophyta, Magnoliopsida, Brassicales, Brassicaceae.
AUGCAAAACCGUUCAGAAUCUUGUCCUCCGGACUUAAAGGCUCUUUCUUUGAGCGUUUCCUUCAGUGGGUGGAGACUGGCGAACACAAAGUUCAAGUCUUGGGCUACAAAAAUGGCUGAUUUGCACGAACCCACUUGGAAGAAAGCUGGGAUUUUCGAAGCAGUCAUGGCAAGCAGACAGAGAAUCUUCAGAACCAACACAGAUCUCGUUAUGGGUAUUGCUGAGAAAUGGUCACCUGACACCAAAACUUUCGUCUUCCCUUGGGGUGAAGCAACCAUAACGCUUGAAGACGUAAUGGUGCUUCUAGGUUUCUCUGUUUUGGGUUCGCCGUAUUUUGCUCCCCUCGAUAGCUCAGGAGAGAUGACAGAGGCGAAACUAAAGAGAGCAUUUCAGAAGCUUUUGGAAGGUAAAAUGACUAUAGUAACUCAAGUAGCAUGGAUGGAGAGAUUCAUGAACAGUGAGGAUGAGCUUGAGCAUGUGGCUUUCCUUGUGUUGUGGCUUAGCUAUUUCGUAUUUCCAUCAUCCUCCUAUGUAAUCUCUAAAGCCGUGUUUCCAAUUGCUGUUCACCUUUCAAGAGGCACGAGGAUUGCUCUUGCUCCGGCUGUUCUUGCCCACCUGUAUGCGGAGCUUACUCUCUUGAAGAACCACAUUAGAGAUCUCACCAUCAACAAAAGUACCGAAAAAAUUGUUCUGUCUUCCUUGUUCCAUUUGGUUCAUGUUUGGACGUGGGAGAGAUUCAGGGAACUUCAGCCAAAACCGAAUCCGAUGGUAGAGGAAGGUGAGCCAAGAAUGGCUCGUUGGGAUAACCUGCAACAACGGAGAAAGAGCAAUGUGAGGAAGGUUCUUGAAAACUCAAAAGUGGACAGUUUUGAGUGGCGUCCCUACACAAAGACUGUGGCAAAUUGGAAGUUUCCUCGGUUUUACCCUGAGAAAGCAAUGUCGGUUCGGUGGUGGAGGAAGUCGUCUCUAGAACUUCAGUGUUCUCGAGUUGCUGAAUCACUGAGACAAAGAAACAUCACAGGUGGUGACGGUACUACUAGUUCUGUUCCUUCAGGUCCCAAGAAGCGGAAGUACACUAAGCGAGCUCGUGACAAGGAUGAGAGUACUUUGGGUGAGUUUUCAUCAAAUGAUGAGAAAGAUGAUGAUAGCCUCACCAUCGCUCAAGUAAUGGGACUUAGAAAGAAGAAGUGUAGUGAUGUAAAGAACAAUGGAAGAGAUGCUUUUGGACAGCUUGGUGAAAAAAGUAUACUUGAGGAUUCGGGUCCUCUUCAAAAGCUUUCUUGGAUAAGAGCUGAUGGAAAUGAGAUUGUUCCACCACCAGAAAUAGAGCAAAGCGAUGAAGAGACUGAUGAAGCCGGAAGCAAAGCAGGGAAGAAUACGCUUUUGAGCCCACUUGAUGAAGACAACUCUUUAGUUCCUCCUAAGUUACAGCCAUUAACUCUAUUUCUUCAGCCGUUGGGAGAAGGGUUUCCUGGAAUACUCAAAAGAUCUAGGAAGCGUAGAACAACGGAAAACUUGAAAUCAGCUUCAAGAGAAGUGCUACUUGGUGAAUUGUUCCACAAGGAUUUAGUGAAGAGGAAAAGUGAGCAUUUGGGAAACAAGCGAGCUCGUGAGGAUGAUGAUAAGAAUUGUAUGGAUGAUGAUGAAGAAGAAGAAGAAGAAGAAGAAGAAGCUGGAAGCAAAGCAGGGAAGAAUACGGUUCUGAUCACAGGAAAUGAAAACAACUCUUUGGAUCCUCUUCUCGGUGCUAAUAGAGGAGCAGUUGAAAGUAUUGUGUCACCACCAGAGACAAAGCAAAACUUUGAUGUUGAGGUUGAUUUAAGUGGAGUCAAUGCAGAGAAGAAGAGGAUUAUGGUAGGUGAUGGAACCAAGGAAACAGAGUGUUUGGUCCAUGAAGAUGGAGAAAAGCAGAUAUCCAUUGAGAAGCAGAGAAUGGUUGCAUUAUAUGAGCUAGCAGCGAACCUAGAGGCACGUAUGAUGAAGGUGGAGAAGAUUUCGGCAAAGAUUAGAAAAUGGAAAACCAGAAGAAACCAGAACAAAAAUGGAAUAAAUCACAGAGAUAUGGCGAAGAAGCACAAGUACGGGAGACUAGUGUUGGUUUCGUGCAUCGCGCUUCUAGCUACCGGACUCGUCGCCGACUUUCUCUGGGCUACUUCUCAUCGAUUCUCCUCCGCCGCGGUCUCGUACUGGUCCGCGGGAAUAUCUCUUCCCUCCUCCGUUACCACCGCAACCGUCUCCGAGCAGGAGAAAGAUACAAAGAAGAAUAAGAAGAAGAAAGAGAGUGUGAAGGAAAGGAAACUAUCUGCGACAUUUCAAGAUUUGCCAGCUCCUGAAUUAGAAUGGGAGAAGAUGGCAGCUUCACCUGUACCUCGUCUAGACGGAGCUGCGAUUCAGAUCAGGGAUCUUCUAUAUGUCUUUGCUGGAUAUGGAACCAUUGAUCUCGUGCAUUCACAUGUUGAUAUCUACAAUUUCACUGACAACUCGUGGGGAGGAAGAUUCGAUAUGCCGAAAGAGAUGGCUCAUUCUCAUUUAGGGAUGGUUACAGAUGAACGAUUCAUUUACAUUGUCACUGGUCAGUUUGGUCCACAAUGCAGAGGACCUACAGCUAAAACGUUCGUGCUUGAUACCGAUACAAACACAUGGGAGGACUUUGUUCCUUUACCAGUUCCUAGGUAUGCACCGGCUACCCAGCUUUGGAGAGGAAGACUCCAUGUGAUGGGUGGGAGCAAGGAGAAUCGAUUUACACCAGGGCUUGAACAUUGGAGCAUCGCUGUUAAAGAUGGCAAACCGUUGGAGAAUCAGUGGAGAAGUGAGAUUCCAAUCCCUCGCGGAGGACCUCACAGGGCAUGUGUAGUAGUGGAUGAUCGACUGUUUGUAAUUGGUGGUCAAGAAGGUGAUUUCAUGGCUAAACCUGGCUCUCCCAUCUUCAAAUGCUCACGACGUAUGGAGGUGGUGUUCAGUGAUGUCUACAUGUUGGAUGAAGAAAUGAAAUGGAAAGUUAUGCCGCCGAUGCCAAAACCGGAUUCCCAUAUUGAAUUCGCUUGGAAAGUCGUUAAUAACUCCAUUGUUAUCGUUGGAGGCACAACAGAGAAGCAUCCUGAAACCAAAAAGAUGGUUCUCGUUGGUGAAAUCUUCCAGUUCAACUUGAAUACAUUGAAAUGGUAUGUGAUUGGUAAGUUACCGUACCGUGUGAAAACAACGCUGGUUGGGUAUUGGGACGGACAUAUAUACUUCACCUCAGGACAAAGAGACAAAGGUCCAGAUGAUCCUGCCCCGAGGAAGGUUCUUGCAGAGAUGUGGAGAACCAAACUGAUACUCAACUCAUGAGGCAAGCUAAUUUUGUUGUGCCAAACCCACAAUAUUUCUGCAUUCUUUAAGCCUAAUUCAAACAAGUCCUUUACGUUACAUAUAUGAUAUAUCCAACCCCUGUAAUAGCAAUUUGUAUAUUGUAAACUGAAUCACAAUCUAUGGAGAAAAUUCCAAUUCCAACACCAUAUCUUUGUGUUCAUCUUUAAUCAGAGAAUUGGUCAUGAUGGAUUCCAAUAUGGUUUUAUAGCAAACCUGCUGUUUUACAAAAGAGAGAAACCACCACAACAUUAAAUGCUUUUGCCACGUCUUUGUUGUUGAUUGUCUAUAUCAGAGAAGCCAAGAACAAGCUCUACCACGAAAAGCUCUCCAUCAAACCUUAGACCAGACGAUGCUGCAGGCUGAAGAAGACCAUCAACCAUCCCGCCAAACACAUAUACAAAUCUCCCUGAACUAUCAGCACAGGCGCGGUGAAAAGACCGGCUCUUUGGUCCGUAUGAGAUCCGGUCAAGCUUCUUCCACACCGACGAUCCGUUCAAACUAACUCCUUGCGGCUGCAAACCUGAAGCAGGAAUGGUUUUAACAUCCAACGACCAGAAAUCAUCUUUCCUGUGCCUAUAAGAGUCUUCACCUCCAUAGAUCAAGAUCCGACCUCCCAACACAAGCGUCGCCGAGUGACCAACACGAGGCAACGAUGCAUAAUCGGGAACAUCCCGGAAAUCGUAGAAGAUCUGUACCCAUCUUUCUUCACACUCUUCUUGAAUAUCCAAGAUCCAGACAUCAUCAAGCACGUCGUAUCCUAACCCUCUGCCUCCAAACAGAACCACUUGGUUCUCUCUAAUGCAGGUCAAAGUAUGUCCCGAGCGUGGUGGUGGAGACUGACAAGACUCGACCAUGUGCCAUGUACCGAUGGUGAAAUCCUCCGAAAGUUCUAGAAUCCAUGUAUCUCCGAGCCUGACUCCGUUCAGCCCGAUUCCUCCAUGUACAACCAUCUUCUUCUCCGCGAUACUACAAGCGGAGUGAGCACCGCGAGGAGGAGGACGAGGCCGCUGCAAAGGUCCAACAUUGAGGAGUUUCCAAGAGAGUCUCUCGUGGUAAGAGACUUGACCGAUCCACGUAUCGUUUAACCGCUCUCCACGGUCGUUUAUUCCUCCAAACAAGAGUAGCUGCUCGCCUAUAACGAUGCAGGUGUGUCCGAAUCUCCCACUUGGAGUCCCAGAUUCGACUUUUUUCCAUUUCAUCAUGUUUCGAUUGCUCUUGUCAACAUAAGAUGUCCAUGUAUCAUCAAGAUGGCGUCCUCCUUGACAACCACCACCAAACAAAACAAGAUGAUCAUUGACGAAGUUGAGAGAAUGAGAAGCUCUAGGGAUCGGAAACGAAGAAGAUUCCUCAUCAUCAUCAUCUGGGUCUGAGAUUUUGUGACAGCAAACAGAAUCCAUCUUGUAAACUCGCCGAAACAUCAUCACCCAUGAAAACCCAUCUCGUGAAGAAGAAGAAGAAGAGCAGGAAGAAGACGAUGACUUUAAGACAUCCACAGCUUGUGGGCCCCAUUCUCGUUCGCACAGGGCCUCCCAGAGACUGUCGGAACAGGCCAAGGCGUUGUAUCUCUUGCAGGCCAUGGAGAAAGAGAGGACUGAAUCUACGGGAAGAAGAAGCAAGAUGGUGAAGAGAUGGUCAUCGGCUAAAUUCGUUAUAGGGCUCUGCGACGACGGCGAAGUAGACGGCGGAGAUGGGUUUCUACUUGAUUCCGCCGCCAUUGGAGGAAAUCGGAGAAGGAUUUGAUUCUUGGCGAGAAUUAUUGGGAAUGAUGAUUGUUGUUGUAUCGUCACUGUCUCUGGUUACUAUACGGUAAAAAAAAAAAAAAACCUUCCUUUUUUUGGCUUUUUCUUUGAACAUUUUAGCUCACCUACGGAUAAAAAUUGCCCGCACAAAUUUCAAACUUUCAGAAACUUUCGGAAACACCCUGAAAUUUAUGAGAAACUCUUUUUGCAA